Molecule: messenger RNA, 2073 nt
Organism: Chanos chanos (milkfish)
Lineage: Eukaryota; Metazoa; Chordata; Actinopteri; Gonorynchiformes; Chanidae
Gene: lman1
Product: lectin, mannose-binding, 1
Exons: 13
Coding region: 9-1532 (507 amino acids)
Biological process (GO): endoplasmic reticulum to Golgi vesicle-mediated transport
Cellular component (GO): COPII-coated ER to Golgi transport vesicle; Golgi membrane; endoplasmic reticulum-Golgi intermediate compartment
Molecular function (GO): D-mannose binding
Source: RefSeq, a predicted model, not a curated record
ACUGAAACAUGGCGGUGUCCAUAGCAAAGUUCUUGGCUGCUGAUGUGUGUUUCUUAAUAAUAACUUUAUUGUUUCAUCCUGUUUGUGCCGAUAUCUCUGCCGGGACGUAUACGGGUGGAGAAACGCCACAUCGACGUUUCGAGUACAAAUAUAGUUUUAAGGGACCGCAUCUGACUCAAAGCGAUGGUAAAAUUCCGUUCUGGGUUCACACUGGAAAUGCCAUUCCCAGUUCAGACCAGAUCCGUAUCACGCCCUCACUGCGAAGCCAGAAGGGUUCCGUGUGGACCAAGUCCCCGGUAAGCUUUGAGCACUGGGAGGCGGAGGUGGCAUUCCGAGUGUCAGGUCGGGGACGAAUGGGCGCAGAUGGGCUGGCAAUAUGGUUCACGUCAGGCCAAGGCCUUGAGGGUCCGGUCUAUGGUGCUGCUGACAUGUGGAACGGAGUGGGGAUUUUCUUUGACUCAUUUGACAAUGACGGCAAGAAAAAUAACCCUGUUGUCCUUGUUGUGGGAAACAAUGGAAAACUUGUUUAUGACCAUCAAAAUGAUGGAUCAACCCAAGCCUUGGGUACAUGCCUUAGAGACUUCCGGAACAAGCCCUACCCCGUCAGAGCCAAAGUCAUAUAUUACAAGAAGACAUUAACGGUCUUGAUCAAUAAUGGAUUCACUCCAGAUAAGGAUGACUUUGAGUUCUGCACCAAAGUGGAGAACAUGAUCAUUCCACAGACAGGCUACUUUGGCAUCUCUGCCGCCACUGGUGGUUUAGCAGAUGACCAUGAUGUUUUGUCAUUCCUGUUAUUCAGACUGACAGAACCAGGAAAAGAACCGCCCAAAGCUGAAAAAGAGAUUCCAAAAGAGGAAAAGGAUAAGUACCAGGAGGAAUUUGAGAAUUUCCAACAAGAGCUGGACAAAAAGAAAGAAGCGUUCCAGAAGGAACACCCUGAUGUUCAGGGACAGCCUAUUGAGGACGAGUAUGAGAGCGUGAAUGAGCGGGAGAUCAGACAGGUGUUUGAGGGACAGAAUCGUAUCCACCUGGAGAUCAAACAGCUCAAUCGGCAGCUGGCCAUGAUCCUGGAUGAGCAGCGUCGCUACGUGUCUGCCAUCACAGAGGAGAUCUCCAAACGCGCGGUGACUUCCCAGUCUGGACAGGCUCCAAGUCAAGACAUUGAUAAUUUGGUGACAACACAACAAGAAGUCCUGAGACAGCUGAAUGAGUUAAGAAACACGUUCACUGCAUCAGUGAAGCAGCUCAGUGUGUCCCAGCAGGGUAAUGCAGGAGCUAUAGGCACCUAUGAGACUGUUCAGCACUUCAAUGACAUCAAAGAACACCUACACAUAGUCAAGAGGAGCGUUGAGCACAUUAUCCAAAAAAAUAUGGAUCCCAGUGAGAAGUUGAAAUGCCCUGAACUGCCACCCAUGCCUUCCUGCCUUUCCACCAGCCACUUUGUGGUGUUUGUGGUCAUACAGUCCCUCCUUUUCUUUGGCUACAUCAUGUACAAAAGUCAGCAAGAAGCAGCAGCAAAGAAGUUCUUUUGAUGACAAACAACUCUUCAACAAGCACAGUACAGUUGGUUAAUGAGGGAAAAUCUAUUUUGUUAAUUUUCAGUUGUUUUUUGUUUUGUUUUGUUUUUUUUUUCAAAUUGUAAAUUAUUGUACUUGAAAACUGAAGUGUUUUGCUCGAGGAAAGUAUUUUUUCUUUUAAUUUCUGAUUUUUAAUUUGAUCUGAAUUGUACAGAGUGUGAAUGUUCUCUCUCUCGAAGCGCGUGUGGAAAAACUUUCAAAGAUUCCCAGAUAUGAUGUAAUAUAUUCAUUAGGGUUCAAACAAUAUAUUUAGAAUUUGUCAAACCAGUUUACAAGGCCUUUGUUUAGGAACUCAACCACUGCCCUUCUGAAAUAUCUGCAUACUUUGGAGAAGUAUUGCUGUUUAAAGUAUUAUGGCCAAACUGUUUUAAUGGCAAAUGCGGGGGGAGGGGCGGGGGUAUAAAUGUGUGUUUCAAAUUAUUUCAGUAGGAAGGCAAAACAGUUGUUUUUUGUUUUUUUUCUCACACAAUUUACAUAAACAAAAGACAAACCCAAA